Messenger RNA from Musa acuminata subsp. malaccensis (wild Malaysian banana), 3250 nucleotides. Lineage: Eukaryota; Viridiplantae; Streptophyta; Magnoliopsida; Zingiberales; Musaceae. The record is from RefSeq and is a predicted model, not a curated record.
UAAAGUUGCAAGUUUGGAUAUUUAAAAUUUCGAUCCUACUGAGAAUAUGGUACUUCAUUAAAUCUUGGCUUCAAAACUUAUCUCUUUUGUUGGUCGCAAUCGCUCUAUGUAGAGAAGCUAAUAAUGUUCAACAUCCUAACCUUCCCCGAUACUAACAAAGCUGGUGUGUGGCUCAUUGAUGUUCUUGUUGAUAGUUGGAGUUACAGAAAAAAGUAUGGGAUGUCUUUCUUCAUUUGUGUCAUCAUACAUGGGAUGAAUUUAGAUAUUUCAACAUUUUCUUUUUUUGCGUAGAGUUAAAUUAUAGAUGCUCUUAUAUUUAUGAAUGCUGACUGUGCUCAUUUGUUGUCUUUUUUAACCUCUAUACUUUGGUUGAGAGCUAGGGUUUGGGUGAAUAUUAGGGAUGGUCAAUGGAAAAUGCUACCGUCUUUGACUCAAAUGUAUGGCAAUACAUGAGUCAUGGACAUGGCAUGAAGAGAUAAGGCGAGAAGUUGUGUAAGGCUCGUGAGUACCUUACACAUAAAUCUGGGAGUCAAGAUCAGUUGCAGGUUACCCUGGGUGGUAAAUUUAGUGACUGCACUACUUUCUCAUUUCUAUGAUGUGAUGCAUAAUAAGGAACUUUGAAAAAAAAGUCUGCAUGUUAGGGCAAUUGAAGAUUGUAGUCUAUUGAAAACAUGGUAGUUGAUUAUGAUUCAGCUUUGAAGCAUCUUUUACAUGGAUCAAAAUAAAUAUUUCAUAAUAAUCCAACUAUUGGGGUUGGUUACACAUGUCUAUUCCCAAUGAUUCAGCUCUUGGAAAUAUGGUACCUCUAGUUAAAUCCAGGGCAUUCAUUCUCUUUUUAUUCAGUAUGAGCUGUAUAAUAUAGUGCAAAAUGUAAAUAGUUCAUUUUAACCUUACCCAGUACUGGGACAAGUAAAUAGGUCAUUUGGUCCCUGUACUCUCAAGGGAUUACCGGUACCAUCCUUACACUUCUCUUUCUAUCUUUUAAGUUGCCAAACGAAUUUUCUGUUCACCAAUAUUAUCUUCAGUGAAAAGAAUUCGUUCCAACAUCUUGAUGUCACCAGUUUUUGCUGAUAUGGAGGAAGGUAAAUUACAUUCCAACUUGGUAGAUUGCCUUAGCACUUGGCACUUGAACUACUAUUGGUAAUUCCAUGCAUUCAUUUGUGGCAGGUACCUUAUUUGUCACCAGUUUUUGUCAUCAAUAGUUGAUUGUUUGUUUCUGAGGAGGGAUAGCACACCGGUAGCGAGCCAUGGACCGGCAGGACAAUAGAGAUGGCAGAUGGUGGCUGAAAGUGAUGCUAGCAAAUGAAACAGUGCCGAUGAUGGAGGCAAGAGUUUCUCUGGAGCGAGUCAUGGUAACCUCCACAAACAAAGUUCCACAUGAAGCAUGGUUCUGUCAAUGGAAUGCUUUUACCCUUAGAUCAGCUGCCAAGUUAGAAUCAAAUCAGUGUUGUUUCCCCAUGUCAGCAGAUCCCAUCAAUCCUAAGCCACUGGAAUGGUUUUGUUUGGCCGGAGAGGAUGGAAUCGGUGAGGACAUUACAGCUUCUUGUCGCUGCUGCUGCAGUAAUUGUUCUCCUUAUUGCUACUUUUCUUACAUACGGUAAAUGGAUGGAGCAAAUCCAGACAACCAGCAGAGCUAAUUUCUUGCCUGUUCUCUUCAUUUGUUCUUUAUGGAUUAGCACGAAUGAGCUGUGAACAUGCCAACCCAUUAUGGCUUUUAUGUUCUCCCUCGAUCUCAUCAGGAAAAUCAAUAUAUUGUCAUAUUUGCAUUUCUUUCCUCUAUUUAGAGAAGAGGAGACGAGACUGGAGAUGAUAAUUAUGAUGUUUGGAAUCACUGCUUGGCUAUACUGUCCACAGACUUUUCUCCCAUAUAAGACCGAUGUAACCUAUUUCAUCCUCUCCUCUCAUGCCAAUUACCUUCCUGAUUUGAUCAGAUCAAUUCAGAGUCGGAAGGUGCUCUUUUACGAUCUUGCAAUAACUAUGUCUUCCACGGGUAGAAGAUUGAGAUUUAAAGGGAAGGUGGAAGGAUUUGAGAGGGCCUUUGAUAGCUUUCCUGUGAUACGUAUCUUCUCUCUCUACAAAGGGAAUGCAGCACACAUCUCGUCCAUCCAUCUGCAUGCUAUCUCAGCCACCGAGAGAUGUCUCCCUCCACCACCAUCCUCUGCGGUGCGCUCCUCUUCUUCCUCCUCGUCUCCUCAACCCUCCCGGCCGCGUCCUUUGACUGUGACGCGGGUGACCGCGCCGCCCUCCUCAAGAUCAAGAAGGGCCUCGGCAACCCUCGCCAGCUCAACAGUUGGAUCCCCGCCACCAACUGCUGCAACUGGUACCACGUCGGAUGCGACUCGCAGAGCGGCCGGGUCUUGUCCCUCCAACUCACCGACACCUACGGCGUGGUCGCUGACAAGGUGCCGGCGGCCAUCGGGGACCUCCCCUUGCUCCAGGUGCUGGCCCUAAAGAACAUGCCCGGCCUCUCCGGCCCCAUCCCCCGUUCCUUCGCCAAACUCAGGUACCUCGCCGGCAUCUUGAUCAAGAACAACUCCAUCAACGGCACAAUCCCCCGCUUCUUCAGCAACCUCCCCGAACUCAGGGUGAUCGACCUCAGCGACAACAAGUUCACCGGCCCCAUCCCGCCAGGCCUGUCGCACGGGGAGACCCCGUUCCUCGUCCUCCGCAACAACCUGCUGACGGGGGAGAUCCCCGCGUCCUAUGGCGACGUGGAGUACACCACCUUCGACGUCUCGCACAACCGGCUCACUGGGAGCGCGUCGUUCUUGUUCAAGAACAGGUCAAGGUCGACGUUUGACAUCAGCCUGUCGUGGAACCAGCUGGAGUUCGACAUUACGGAAGCAGCGCUUCCGGUGAAGCUGCGGACGCUGGAUGUGAGCCACAACCGGAUCCGGGGCGGCGUCCCCAAGGCGCUGGAGGACAACUACUACAUGUACCGCCUCAACCUGUCGUACAACCAGUUGUGCGGCGAGAUCCCGACGGCCGGCGCCAUGGAGGCGUUUGGGGCCGACAGCUUCCUCCACAACAAGUGCCUCUGCGGACCGCCGCUGCCACCAUGUCGCCACUGAGUGACGCACCGUGUUCGAUGAAGCGCGCCAAUGGCAAUGUUUGUGUCUGAGGUGUUGUGGAAGGAAUAAUUUGGUGCAUGCAUGUGUGCUGUUUGAUGGUCUGAUCAUAGUUCAUGAUAACUAUGUAGAUCGAUAAUUUUAAGUUGAUUUAGUUAAUAAAGGUAAUGAAAGGUAAGAUA